This is a messenger RNA of Cicer arietinum (chickpea), 1476 nucleotides long. RefSeq lists its product as uncharacterized. NCBI's taxonomy places the organism in Eukaryota, Viridiplantae, Streptophyta, Magnoliopsida, Fabales, Fabaceae. The record is from RefSeq and is a predicted model, not a curated record.
UGUUCUAAUUCCAAUAUUCCAAUUUCGAAUUGAUAACACUAUAGUUUUACUGCAUUAUUUUCUGGGAUCUAAACCAAUGGCCAAGUAUUGGAGUGAACGCGUGAAAAAUUUGGUAGACGCCGGUGACGUAGACGACGCCAUUUUACUCUUAGAAUCGGUGGUCGAAGACCAAAACCCUACUUCCGAUCAUGUUUCUCAGCUUGAAUUAGCCUCCGUUCUCUCCGUUUUGGCCAAUCUUUACUCUUCCAAAGGCUUAUCUCUAAAGGCUGACACUCUUCUAUCUCGCGCUUCCCUCAUCAAACAAGUUCAUCAAUCUCAUUCUUCUGACGCGCAAGAUGUGAUAGUCAUAGAAUCCAAUGAGGAAGGUGUUGUUCCACCACCUACCAAUGCUGAUUCCAAAUAUUCUGCUGAGGCAUUUUUUUCUUCGUCUCCUGAUGACGAUUGGGAAGCAUUAGCUGAGCGGGAAAUAAUUGUUGAUCGUGAGGCUGACAAGUUACUGUCCAUAGUUGCCUCAGAAAUUUUAACUGGAGUUUCAAAUAUUAAAUUGGAGAACACCAAAAGUCCAACUCCAAAGCGACGUGGAAGAGGAACAUUCUCUUAUGAUACAGAUAAACUUUAUAGUGAUCAGUUACUUGAUGGUUCAAUAAUUGAUGAUGUUGACGACAAAGAAACUCACCGUGGUUCAGAAGAUAAAAAAGAUAUACCUAAACUAAAACAUGGGACCGGUCAUGUUCUUGUGUUGGCUAACUUUGCACCAAGUACCAGAACAACAGACCUGGAGAAGCUUUUUGAUGUCAUCAAAAAUUGUGAUUUUGUGAUUCGCUGGGUCAACGAUACAGUUGCACUUGCAGUAUUCCGAACUCCUGCAGAGGCACUUGAGGCUCAAAGCAAUGUUCGAUGUCCAUUUAACAUGACUAUGAGGAUUCUUGGUGAAGAUGAUGUACUUCUCAGUUCAAUUAAAGCAAAUGACCUGGAACCACCUCGGCAAAGACCAAAAACCUCAGUCGAAGCAGCGCAGAGGCUGAUUGCUCACAGUAUGGGGAUAAAAUUUCCCUCCCCGAGCAAGACAGGGUCCAGAGAACAUAAAAGGCAAGAAGAUUCUAGGAGGGACCGCAUUGUUAACAGACAAAAAUUGAAAGACGAUGCCUGGGGAGAGGAUUAAUGUCUUCUAAGUGCUCCUUUAGUUGUUGAUUUGUUGUAGCUUUUUAACUCCAUUCAUUGAAUCCAUAACAAUCAUUAAAUUCUAUGCUAUGUUUGUAGUUCGUACAGAUAGCCGUAGUUUACAAAAUAAUCUACAGAAUAUGAAAUCAGGAAGCAAUGGGUACGUUAGUGGAAUUGUUCAACUUGGCCCGUUGGUAACAGAUGAUGAUAGCCUUUGACGCUUGUAUAGGGUGUAGACGAAAAUAAAACAUGUACAUAGAUAUUGUGGUAUUUGCUAACACUCAAUUUUAGUGCUGUUUUGUGUUUUGCUACUAA